AUGUACCCACUGAAUAACACCGUGCACGUCAAGUUUGUGACUGAAGAUCACCGUGGCGCGGGUAACUUAACAACAGUGACGAACAGCUGCAUCGCCGGAUUUUCCUUGCGAGCCCUACGAGCUAACGAGACGGACAAAAUGGAAAUGCUUCGUCCGCCGCCACCUUUGUCCCUGACGGGGAACUUGGCUGAAAAUUGGCCAUCAGAUAUAGCCCUACUGGGGAGACAGGCAUGUGUGCAGUUGGACCUCAUACGAAAAGUAGACGCUCUCGCACCAUCAUCACCCACCACAAAGACUGAGCUCCUCAGCCGCUAUGCAUCAGUGUUUCAAGGUUUGGGCCAGUUUCCAGGAUUGCACCAUAUUCACACUGACCCGUCCAUUCCUCCGGUAAUACACGGCUGCAGGAAGAUACCAUAUGCAGUCCAUGACCGACUUAAAGAGACACUAGAUGACUUGGAGAAAAGGGGUGUCAUAAGCAAAGUGUCUAAACCUACUGCAUGGGUUAGCAGUCUCUGCAUUACAGAAAAGAAGAACGGCGCACUGAGAGUCUGCCUGGACCCCAGAGACCUAAACAAGGCCAUACUCCGCCAGCACUACAAUAUUCCCAAUCUGGAGGACAUACGGAGUAAAGCUAGCCGGCAAAACGUUGUUCACCAUCCUGGAUGA
This is a messenger RNA of Cyprinus carpio (common carp), 666 nucleotides long. RefSeq lists its product as uncharacterized. The transcript has 3 exons. Bases 1 to 666 code for a protein of 221 amino acids. Lineage: Eukaryota; Metazoa; Chordata; Actinopteri; Cypriniformes; Cyprinidae. The record is from RefSeq and is a predicted model, not a curated record.